Molecule: messenger RNA, 3097 nt
Organism: Salvelinus namaycush (lake trout)
Lineage: Eukaryota; Metazoa; Chordata; Actinopteri; Salmoniformes; Salmonidae
Product: BICD family-like cargo adapter 2
Exons: 8
Coding region: 173-1558 (461 amino acids)
Biological process (GO): vesicle transport along microtubule; Golgi to secretory granule transport
Source: RefSeq, a predicted model, not a curated record
GUCAAACCACAGGUUCAUUCGCGCACAGGCUGCGCACGGGGGCAUAGGCAACUGCUAAAUAGUUAUUGAAAUGGACCUGAAUGACUGAGUUGACAAAUAUGCCACCAUUUUAGUUUUUUAGAUUUUAAAUGUAAUAUAUUAUUAUGUGGCUAUUUCCAUUAAAUCCGGAAAUAUGGAUCGACUUGGUGAAUGGAGUUUCAAACCGAAGAAGAUGAAAGUGGAAUUGGAGGAUGGUUUUUAUUUUGAUUAUGAUGCGGAAGAAAUAUCUGAUUAUCAAGACCCCAAUCAACUUUUAGCUGCUUUGAAACAAAAGGAGGAAGAAGUCCUUUUGGCGGCCCAGCUGGGAAAUGCAUUGCUUUUGGAAAAUCGUCAGUUGAAAGAACAGAGCGACAAACUUAAUGAACAGUAUGCAUACAAACUUGAGGAGUUGGAGCAGGGCAGGCAUGAUCUGCGGUUGAAGCUGGAGGGGUGCCAGUCUGGGUGGGUGAGCCAGGUUGGGGACCUGGAGAGAGACAUGAGGGAUUUGAGUGGCCAGGUGGCCAGGCUGACCCAGGCCCUGACCGACGCAGAGAGGGACAAGACCAGGGCCCAGGAGGAAGACACAGAACACACCCAGCGCCUCAGAGAACAGCUCAGCACCGCGAUGGAGGUGGAGAGGGCAAUGACCAGUCAACUGCAGACCCUGAAACUCGAGCUCCGUCAGAGAGGCCACCAUAACAGACCACAGGAUGAGGAGCUGCUCAGUGCCAUGAGUGAGCAGGUGGUGCGUCUGUCCCAGAGGGAGCAGGCUCUGGAGGAGCGGCUGGAGAGUGUGUGUCAGGAGAACGCAGACCUACGGGACAGACUGGCCUCCCUACACACACGCUCAGCUCUACAGGACCAACACAACCAGCAGCAGAGCCAACAGCUGACGGAGGCAUGGCAGGAGGCUGCGGCUGCGAGGGGGCGUUCACAGCAGCUUCAGGUCCAGGUGGAGGAGCUGCAGGAGGAGGUCUCCCUGCAGUACAGGAGUAGCCAUGGAAACACAUCCCUACUGUCUGAGCUGGAGACCAGUCUGGACACCAUGGGCUUGGGCCAUGACAGAGAACAGCUCCAGGAGGAGAAUGCUGAGCUGAGGCUGAGGCUCGGAAAUAGACAGGAUGAAGAAGAGUUGGCCCAACAGGCCAUCAGAGACAGAGAUGAAGCCAUAGCUAAGAAGAACCUGAUGGAGGCGGAGCUGGUGAGGAGUAAGAAUGACAUGAUGUGUCUGAACAAUCAGCUGCUGGAGGCUAUACAACGCAAGUUGGAGCUGUCUCAGGAGCUAGAGGCCUGGCAGGAUGAUAUCCAGAUCAUCAUCAACCAGCAGCUGAGGACCCAGCAGCAGUUGGAGCAGGUCGAGAAGAAGCCUGCCUCUAACCCCAUGUCCUUCUGGAGGAGACCCAGCACAGCUUCCUCCACCAGGCCCCGCCGGCCCUCCUCCUCCCCCGCUUCCUGGACCUCAGAAGCUGGGCAAGAGAAGCCCCAGUCCCCCUGGAGAGACUGGCUUCGACGGGGCAAGGUGACACAGCCAGGCAAAUAGUAAGCUGGAAUGUCUGUUGCUUCACCUUGGAGGACUGGCACAUAGCACAGAAAUGUCUUGACCAGCUGGCCAUUGAAGAAGGCGAGUCGAGUCAUCAAGGCAAGAACAAGCUGGUGGAAAUAACACUACUGAGUGGAACUAUCAGUCUUGGUAGAUAGAGUACCAAGCAGAACAGGACAGGCUGAACACUCAGUAAUGUUAUAUAGUAGACUUCAGUAGAGUAUUAGAAUUCAAGACCAUGGUGUGACAAGAGCCCUAAUGGACAAAGAGUUAUCAAUAAGUAGACAGUAGUUUCCCCACUGUCACUGAGAAUAACCUAAGAACAUAAAAAGCAUGUUAGAGCAGGUUAAAAAGCCUCUAGCAUGGUAAAUACUAGAAUGGCCAGGGAGUCACACACUAGGAUAGUAACUACUAGCAUGGCCAGGGAGUCACACACUAGGAUGGUGAGAGUCACGACAACGAAAGAUGCUUAGAAGUUGUGCCGUCUUCUGCCUUAUAAUGAAGUCAUUGAUGCCCGAGAUUGUAAAUGUAUGAGUGAAUGUCAAUGUUUGAAAGAAUACUGACAGUAUUUGGUCAGACUAAUUAUUUCAUCCAACCUUUAUUUAGGUCAUGUGCAGACAGACUGAAGGGACAUGAAGUUGAUAGAGUGACUGGACUCAUAAUAACACAUAAUGAAUGUUGUAAAUAUUUAGGUUUUUAGAAACACAGAGGAUCCAGAUCUAAGUGGUAUUCCACUCACUACAGUCUUUUCAAAAUAUGUAAUAAGAUUAAAUGUUGCCUGCUGUCGAUGCAAAAUGUUUUCCAUUAUGUAUUCAUAGAAAACAGGCCUUAGUAGAACAUAACCAAAUACAAAAUUGGUGCUCAUAAAUAAACCAAUCAUCUACAGAAUGUCAUGAGUCCUCAUGUGAAAUGUUGUGGGAACUAGAUACAUUAUGAAAUAUGUCCAAAAUGCAUUUCAUGCAUUGUAUUCUUACAUUAUGUGCCUUAGUUUUUGCCACACUACUGAAGCGGACAUUUUGGGGGAAGGGUGCAAUAUAGAUCAACUCUAACUAGGAUGGUCAUAUAAGGUCAUAUAAGGUAUUUUGAUCAAAGUACCAGAAUAAUCUAAUGGACCGAAUGCAUGCAAUAUUUUGUCAAUACAUGAUGUAAGUUUGUCCUGUUGUUCAUCAACAUUUGCUAAUUGUUUAUUUUCAUUUAGGUUUUUAUUGACAAAAUCAGAAUGUCCUCAGAUUAUUUGAUUUAGUAAAAAACACAGAACAAUGUUGAUUGAAUGACUGAAAACUUCUAGUACUUGCACCUGUUAUUACAGAAGAAAUAUAGCUUACUUACUGUUGUAAUAUAUGAAUGUUAUCAAAGUCCAUGCAUGUUGUUGUGUAUCAUGAUGUAUGUAGUUUAUGUAUUCUGUAUGUAGAUGGUGUUUAUGUAAAUAGUAAGUGACUUGCCUAGUUAAAUAAACAAAAAAUCUAUACUUUAAAAAAAUAAUAUUAGUGAACACAGAAUGUCCUUUACACUGAAAAUAAAGUCAUUUUUCAUACAGUA